AUGGAUGAGCCUCGACAAUCAAUGGACUCGAAUACGGGACCGAUACCAGUGCGAGCGUCCUCACCGUCGCCAUCUACUCCUGCAACGCCAGCAAUUUCUUCAUACUCUUCCACGGAUCGCACAUUCUCCUCCGAGUCAUCCCGAUCUACCUCCUCUGCCACCUCUGCAGAUGCCAGAUCUUCAGUCUCGACAUCGUCCCGCCGCCAUGGAUAUACCCGUGCGCUGGGCGCCGAGUUCGCUGACUCUGCCCGCCAUCGCGACAGCGUUAUGAGUCUCGGCAGUAUCGCCCACCUACAAUACUACUUUGCCCGGACAGGCCUACUGGACGGGAAGAGUGGGCGGGGUAAGGAGUGGGAUAAGGACAAGAAGAACAAAAGUAACGUUCCUCGAGUUCUAAUCACCCCUAACCAACGACAUAUGGACGAAGAUUUGGUUGCCAGCCCGUCGAAUAUGACAGACCCGGCGGAAGAUGCAUUGGAGGCUGAUGAGGCCGAGGUGAUAAUGUUGCCACCUACGGUUAGCACGUACAGCAUCAGAACCCAUCAUAUCCCACCUCCGCCAGAUCUGAUAUCCCUGCGCCGGCAGCUGAUGCUUGCGCUGGACAAGGCGGAAACUAAUAUCGAAGCAAUUGAGAAUGGCGCAGAGCCUCCUCCCCGCGAACGAAUUCGUUCCAGUCUUUCUCCGGGCGACAUCCCGGAGUCACAGGAGGAUGACCAAUCCGGACAGGCCCCGACCCCGAUGAACAAGGAAGAGGCGCAGGGAAUGUGCAUCUUAGACGAUGUGACAAAUGCUAUCAGAGCAGCCAAGAUCUACUAUACCACGCAUGAGAAUCCAGAGCGCUUAGCAUCGAUAAAGAGCGAACGCGAGAUCCGCAAAGAGCUAUUCGACGUCUUAGAAGUUUUGAAGCGGUGGGCUGCGCGGCAUUUCGCGAGCGGACUCCGCGAAGAGGAACGCGCGCGCAUUGAGGGGUGGAUUUCGGGUGUGCGCACCAUGAUAGUCCGCGAAAAAGCCCUGGAAGAUUUGGAGGCCCAAGAAAGAGAAAAUUGGGACUGGGCUGCUGGUGAUUGGAGAGGCCGGGAGCGCGCACGCGAGGAGUCAUUCCUGCGCAGCCUGAUGCCUGGCGGCGACUCCUUGCCGAUCUGGACACCCGUUGAAGAGACCCCCAGUGACCCUCUCCCCACUUCGUUCCUUGAUCGCUUCCGAGACGGUCGUGCGCUAAUUCAGUUACACAACCUUGCCAUCAAGAAGUCGAAACACCAAUUUGAAGAGAUUAAGACUUACCACUUGGACAUUGCCAAGCCGUACCGGCAGGCUGAGAAUCUUCGGUUCUGGAUGAAAGCUGCACAACUCCGGUGGGAGCUCCGUCUGGAUGUUGAUGUGAUGGGUGUUGUACAGAAUAGUGGCACUGCCGCUUGGGUGAAAUUUGAUACUGCACUGCUGGCCUGGUGUAAAACUGUGCGUGAAGAGCUGGUGCGUGACUGGCAGGCGGCUAACCCUGGACGGCCCCCAAGUGCUGGGUUGAUUUGA
Messenger RNA from Penicillium soppii, 1527 nucleotides. RefSeq lists its product as uncharacterized. The coding region runs from base 1 to 1527 and encodes 508 amino acids. NCBI's taxonomy places the organism in Eukaryota, Fungi, Ascomycota, Eurotiomycetes, Eurotiales, Aspergillaceae. The transcript has a single exon. The record is from RefSeq and is a predicted model, not a curated record.